UCAAAUCACAUUGCGCGAAGGGGCGGAGAGAUUCUUUACUGCCCUGUUUGUGCGCAUGAGCAACAUAUUAUUGCCUUCAUUGAUAAAAACCCUUUGUGAUAAUAUUUCCUCAUCUAAUCUUCUCACUGUCGCUUUCGGCGCGUUUUAUCAAUCCAUACGGGUGUUACAGUCAUCUGGAAAUUGGCAAUGGCAUCACGUGCAGGCCCAAGAGCUGCAGGGACUGAUGGGAGUGAUUUUAAACACAGAGAGAAAGUGUCUUCCCACUAUCAGAUGAGUGCUUCAUCAAAAUCAGAAAUAAAGAAGCUCACCGUAGUGCAUUUCUUCAUAUGGAUACUGGUGGCAGCUCAGGUGGCUGUUAGUCAUCUCAAUCUGGUGUCACAUGAUUUGGUGGCCAUGCCCUAUCAGUGGGAGUAUCCAUACCUUUUGAGUCUCCUCCCCUCGUUUAUUGGAGCCCUGGCCAUGCCGAAGAGCAACAUCAGCUAUCUGGUGAUCUCCAUGAUCAGUGCUGGUUUGUUCUCAGUAGCACCCUUGAUUUUUGGUGCAAUGGAAAUGUUUCCACUAGCCCAGCAGCUGUACCGACAUGGAAAAGCUUACCGGUUUAUCUUUGGCUUCUCAGCUGUAUCUGUGAUGUAUCUACUCAUGGUGAUUGCUAUUCAGGUGCACGCAUGGCAAAUCUACUACAGCAAGAAGCUUCUAGAUGCCUGGUUCAACUCAACACAAGAGAAGAAGAAGAAAUAAACAUGCUAUUGAGUACUUGAAUUUAUCCACCCUCAUUUUCUGUCUCAGUUGUUACUGUACAAUGCAUGCAAUUAUUGUAAAUGUUUAAAUAUACAUUUGUAAGCAACAAAGCUUACUUAAUGUGUGGAUUUUACAUUUUUUCAUAUAUAUUUAAAUUAAGUUUACCUUUUUUU
Molecule: messenger RNA, 911 nt
Organism: Sinocyclocheilus anshuiensis
Lineage: Eukaryota; Metazoa; Chordata; Actinopteri; Cypriniformes; Cyprinidae
Product: protein jagunal homolog 1-A
Exons: 3
Coding region: 187-738 (183 amino acids)
Biological process (GO): granulocyte colony-stimulating factor signaling pathway; endoplasmic reticulum organization; vesicle-mediated transport
Cellular component (GO): endoplasmic reticulum membrane
Source: RefSeq, a predicted model, not a curated record